Molecule: messenger RNA, 1696 nt
Organism: Myxocyprinus asiaticus (Chinese sucker)
Lineage: Eukaryota; Metazoa; Chordata; Actinopteri; Cypriniformes; Catostomidae
Gene: ppme1
Product: protein phosphatase methylesterase 1
Exons: 14
Coding region: 181-1308 (375 amino acids)
Biological process (GO): protein demethylation
Molecular function (GO): protein methylesterase activity
Source: RefSeq, a predicted model, not a curated record
AAUGACUGGUGGGCGGAGACUUCUCGUGUGAACAUAGGUUUUUGUACCUGCCUGCUGAACUAGCCUGAUAUCUCUUUAAUUUGUGAAGUCUAUAAUCCUACUGUCUAUAGACAAGAACUCGUAUGGUGCAAAGAGGGCUAGACGCUUAACGUGCUCAAAGGGUUUUGCUUUCCUCUCACCAUGGAGAAACAGUUGCAAUUGAAUUUGCUAUCCUCCAAACCUCCAAUGGCAGAUUUGCAGUCGGGGUCUAAAUUAAGAAUGGGACCAGGAAGAAAACGAGAUUUUACUCCUCUGCCCUGGAGUCAGUACUUUGAAACCAUGGAGGAUGUGGAGGUGGAAAACGACAACAGCAAAGACACAUUCAGAAUUUACAGCAGUGGCUCUCAAGGUCCUGUCCUGCUACUGCUUCAUGGGGGAGGUCACUCUGCUCUUUCUUGGGCAGUUUUUACUUCUGUUAUAUGCAGCAGAAUUAACUGCAGGGUUGUAGCUAUGGACCUUCGAGGACAUGGUGAUACUACAGUCAAGAACCCCGACGAUCUCUCUGCUGAGACAAUGGCUAAGGAUAUUGGAAAAGUGGUGGAGGCCCUUUACAGUGAAAACCCACCACCUAUCAUGAUUAUUGGUCACAGUAUGGGCGGAGCAAUAGCAGUUCACACCGCUGCAGCCAAUCACGUGCCAUCACUGCUUGGUCUUUGUGUAAUUGAUGUAGUGGAAGGUACAGCCAUGGACGCCUUGAACAGCAUGCAGAACUUUCUGAGGAGUCGACCAAAAACGUUUAAAUCUGUGGAGAAUGCCAUAGAAUGGAGUGUGAAAAGUGGACAGAUCAGGAAUGUUGAAUCUGCACGGGUGUCCAUGGUUGGACAAGUGAAAAAAUGUGAUGAGCCCUUAAGUAGUCCAGGGGUUUCCAAGGGCAUCAGUGAAGGAAUUAUUGAAGAAGAGGAGGAGGAGGAUGAAGAAGGUGAAUCCAACCACAAAAGGAAGAAAGAUGAUGAUCAAGAGAUAAAGAAAGAAAAUCUGUACACCUGGCGUAUUGAACUCUCAAAGACAGAGAAGUAUUGGGAAGGCUGGUUUAAGGGACUGUCUUCUCUCUUUCUCACCUGCCAUGUGCCAAAACUCCUCCUGCUAGCUGGUGUUGACAGGCUUGAUAAAGAUCUUACCAUUGGGCAAAUGCAGGGAAAGUUCCAGAUGCAGGUUCUUCCAGAAUGUGGCCAUGCUGUUCAUGAAGAUGUCCCUGAAAAAGUAGCUGAUGCUCUAGCCACCUUCAUGGUCCGUCACAAGUUUACUGAAUUCAAGGAGGGUUUCCCCUGACAAUGUAUAAUCUCCACUCGUAGUUUUCAUCCAGCGACAUGCCAUCCCUCGCUGCCCUCUUGCUCUCCACCAGGGUUUACAAUACAACCAAAACCAUGACAACGCCUCUUCUGCAAAGUAUUUCUUAGCACUUUGUUCUUACAUUAUGUUCAGUUUUGUAUGACUUUAUGUAUGUUUGCUGUAGUCAUUUAACAUGGCAAUUUUGGCUUAAUAAAAUAAAAAUUUUGAAUCAUUAUGUAAAUUUACAUUUUAAUUUUCCCCUGAAAGAAUUUCUUAUGCAUUUCCUUUGAUGCCUUGCUUGUUGUUGUAACUAGGAUGAUUGCAUCAUGUUGUGUUCAAAGUGUUUGUCAUUGCUGAUUUCCAGGUCAAUAAUAAAAGGGUUUCAGCA